UCCGUCAAGUCAACGAAGCAAAUGUAAACUAUCUCGAAAAAGGGGCACUAGAAACGAAGGAAAGACACCCGUCGACAAUGUUGUGACACAGAAUAUGAACGAUAGGUUCCAACUAACAAAACGUCUAUUAGCAGUAGUGCUUUUCCUAACAUUCAUUUGGGUUUGCAAGCAGAUCUUUGCUUAGUAAGUAAGUCGGUGGUAGUUUUGCGCAAGUGAAAGCUUUAAACUAGGUCUAGAGCAAUGUCCAAGCCGAAAGUGUCGUACUUUUUCAACCCCGACGUGGGUAACUUUCACUACGGAACGGGGCACCCCAUGAAACCGCACAGGUUGUCCGUAAUACACAGCCUGGUACUCAACUACGGCCUGCACAAGCACAUGCAAAUCUACAGACCUUACAAGGCCAGCGCCCACGAUAUGUGCAGGUUCCAUUCCGAUGAAUAUAUCGAUUUCCUGCAAAAAGUCACUCCGCAGAACAUCCAGGCCUUCACGAAACACCUCAGCCAUUACAACGUAGGCGACGACUGCCCGGUUUUCUACGGACUCUUCGAUUUCUGUUCAAUGUACACCGGCGCUUCGCUAGAAGGCGCCAUGAAGCUCAACAACAACGACUGUGAUAUCGCUAUUAACUGGUCAGGAGGGUUACACCACGCGAAAAAAUUCGAAGCUUCCGGCUUCUGCUACGUGAACGAUAUCGUCAUAGGGAUCCUAGAGCUGUUAAAAUACCACCCGAGGGUGCUGUAUAUCGAUAUCGACGUACACCACGGCGAUGGAGUGCAAGAAGCUUUCUAUUUAACCGACCGCGUUAUGACGGUUAGUUUCCACAAGUAUGGGAACUAUUUCUUCCCGGGUACCGGCGAUAUGUACGAAAUCGGAGCUGAAAGUGGUCGCUACUACUCCGUAAACGUCCCUCUGAAAGAGGGCAUAGACGACGCGAGCUAUUGGCAAGUUUUCAAACCCGUUAUCUCGAAUGUUAUGGAAUUCUACCAACCCACCGCCAUCGUUUUACAGUGUGGAGCGGACUCGCUGGCAAACGACAGGUUAGGAUGUUUUUCCUUGAGCACGAAAGGCCACGGCGAGUGCGUAAAGUUCGUAAAAAGCCUCAACGUCCCGACACUAGUCGUAGGCGGCGGGGGGUACACCCUGAGGAACGUGGCGAGGUGUUGGACUUACGAGACCUCGCUUUUAGUCGACAAGGAGAUAUCAAACGAACUACCGUACACGGAAUACCUGGAAUUCUUCGCGCCGGACUUUACGUUACACCCGGAAGUCGUUACGAGGCAAGAAAACGCCAAUAGCAAGCAGUAUUUAGAAGCUAUAACGAAAUUUACUUACGAUAAUCUGAAGAUGUGUCAGCACUCUCCCAGCGUACAAAUGCACUACGUGCCCGGACCCGCGAUCCAAGAGGACGAAAAGAUGAAGGAAGAGGAGGAUCCCGAUGUGCGGAUCAGCCAGGACCUGGAAGACAAGAUGGUAGAAGCAAAAAAUGAAUUCUACGAUGGCGAUAAAGAUAAUGAUAAAGAUGAUAUGAAAACCUAGUUUAGUUUUAGGAAGGCUCUGUUUAUAAACGCUUGUAUUAUUAUUUUUAAUAUAAAUUUUAGACAAUUA
This is a messenger RNA of Anoplophora glabripennis (Asian longhorned beetle), 1605 nucleotides long. RefSeq names its product histone deacetylase 3 (gene HDAC3). NCBI's taxonomy places the organism in Eukaryota, Metazoa, Arthropoda, Insecta, Coleoptera, Cerambycidae. Bases 241 to 1536 code for a protein of 431 amino acids. The transcript is spliced from 6 exons. Gene Ontology annotation, molecular function: histone deacetylase activity. The record is from RefSeq and is a predicted model, not a curated record.